UGAUGAAGCGUGACCUGGGGUUCACCCUAGAGUGAUUUAACGUGACCUGCCUACCAACCCUCACCUUAGAGUGAUGCAGCCUGACCCCGCCCUACCCACCCAUUGGGCGGUUGUAGUUUGCUGACCUCACGCUGGCCACACCCACUACCAACAAGACGCCGCCCACACUUCUCCCACUCCGCCCACUCCGCUCACAGCAGGCCAUGGACGAGGGUGACGAGGAGACGGGAGGCACGGACGCCCGACCACGGACGAUGGGCGGCGACGUGGAGUGCGGGCGGGGCGGAGUGGGUGGCGGAGGUGGAGGAGGAGGAGGCCUCUUGGCCCCACAGCCUCCUCCACAACCCCUCCGCUCCAACCUCCUUGCCCUCUCCACCGCCGAUGCAGCGAACAAGGAAGCCAAGAACAAGAACGUUAAGAGCCACAGUAUCCAUGGCAUGGGGGAGGAGGACCGCCACAACAGACCCCACCAGGAGAUGGGACAACUCACCAUCGAGGAGAAGAAAUUCCUUCUCUCGGUGGAACGGGGAGAUGUGGCCGGUGUCCGCAGGAUGCUGCUGCGGUGCUCGGAGUCCGGGAUUAUGAUGAAUUUAAACUGUGUGGAUCCUUUAGGACGCUCUGCUCUUCUUAUGGCCAUCGACAACGAGAACCUGGAGAUGGUGGAACUCCUCAGAGUGGAGACUAAAGACGCCCUCCUCCAUGCUAUCAGUGAAGAGUACGUGGAGGCCGUGGAGGUGUUGUUGGAACAUGAGGAGACCGUACACACCCCAGGAGAACCACACAGUUGGGAGGCCAUCCCCCCGGAGACGGCCACCUUCACCCCGGACAUCACGCCGCUCAUCUUGGCCGCUCACAGAGACAACUAUGAGAUUAUCAAGAUCCUCCUCGACCGUGGUGCCACCUUACCUGGCCCUCAUGACCUCAGGUGCGGGUGUGAGGAGUGCGUGACCUCCCGCCUUGAGGACUCCCUGAGACACAGUAGGAGUCGCAUCAACGCCUACAGAGCUCUGGCCUCACCCUCCCUCAUCGCCCUCUCAUCCAAGGACCCCAUCCUCACCGCCUUCGAGCUGUCAUGGGAACUCCGCAGGCUGUCCUUCAUGGAGCACGAGUUUCGCAGCGAGUACCAGGUGAGUGGAGCGAGUACCAGGCUCAGGAAACAAUGUCAGGACUUCGCCACGGCCCUCUUAGACCACACACGAUCAUCCUACGAACUGGAAGUCCUACUCAACCACGAUCCUACAGGGCCCCCUCACGAACGGGGAGAGGGAUGCCUGAAUCGCCUCAAAUUGGCCAUUAAGUUGAAACAGAAGAAGUUCGUGGCUCAUCCCAACGUACAACAACUCCUGGCCUCCAUCUGGUAUGAAGGUCUCCCAGGAUUUAGGAGGAAGAACAUGGCCCUACAAGCCUUGGAGAUCGUCAAGAUUGGUCUCCUCUUCCCCAUCUUCUCCAUCGUGUAUGUCUUGGCCCCUCACACCUCCCUAGGCCAAACUAUGAGGAAACCGUUUAUCAAGUUCAUCUGUCAUUCAGCUUCCUAUCUCACCUUCCUCUGUUUGUUGAUCCUGGCGUCUCAGCGGAUAGAGACUGUAAUCGUGGACUGGUUCGGGGCGACACCCACCCUUAAGAAGUGGGUGGCUACUGACGUCACCACCCGCAGGGGAGCGCCGCCCAGUCUGGUGGAGUGGCUAAUACUGGCCUGGGUGUUUGGACUGAUAUGGUCGGAAAUCAAACAACUGUGGGACGUCGGGCUUCGGGAGUACGUCGGGGACAUGUGGAACGUCAUAGACUUCAUCACCAACGCUCUCUACGUGGCGACCAUAGCCCUCAGGAUCGUCGCUUACUACCAGGUACAGAGAGAAAUUCGGAAAAACUUAGGUACAGACAACCUACCUAGACAAAACUGGGAUACCUGGGACCCCAUGUUGAUUGCUGAGGGUCUCUUUGCCGCUGCUAAUAUCUUCAGUUCCCUCAAGCUGGUGUACAUCUUCAGCGUGAACCCUUACCUGGGGCCACUGCAGGUGUCUUUAUCCAGGAUGGUGGUGGACAUUCUUAAGUUUAUCUUCCUCUACCUCCUCACGCUCUUCGCUUUCUCCUGUGGUAUGAACCAAUUGUUGUGGUUCUACGCUGACUUAGAGAAGCAGACGUGUGAUGAGGAGGGACAGCCGCAAGAUAACAUGACAUCAGGUUCAGGUUCAGGGGAUGAAGAUUCGGGUCCAAACAUCGACUCGUGCAUAGUGUGGAGGCGAUUCUCAAACCUGUUCGAGACGACACAAACUCUCUUCUGGGCAGCAUUCGGCCUCAUCGAUCUCACCAACUUCGAACUGACGGGCAUCAAACCAUUCACCAGAUUUUGGGGGAUGUUGAUGUUUGGGACGUACUCUGUCAUCAACGUCAUCGUGCUGCUCAAUCUCUUAAUAGCUAUGAUGAAUCAUUCUUAUCAGCUGGUUUCAGAGCGGGCGGAUACUGAGUGGAAAUUCGCCCGUAGCAAGUUGUGGAUUAGUUUCUUUGAAGAGGGGGGAACAUGUCCACCCCCCUUCAACACCAUCCCUACACCUAAGAGCCUCUACUACCUCCUCCACUGGUUCUAUAAGAAGUUCUGUGGCCAGACCAAAGCAGCCAAGAAGGAACACAUGAGAACUAUUAGGAGGAAGGCUAGACAAGCAAGCGAGAGGGAAUUAAGAUAUCAGAGCAUUAUGAGGAACCUGGUGCGUCGUUAUGUCACGGUGGAGCAGCGGAAGGCCGAAAACCAGGGCGUGACUGAAGAUGACGUCAACGAGAUCAAGCAAGACAUCUCGGCCUUCCGCUGCGAACUGGUGGAGAUCCUCAAGAUCUCAGGAAUGAACACUUCCACGGCGACCACCUCAGGUCAAGGUUCUGGAGGAAAGAAGAAUCGUCAAAAGGAGAGAAGACUCAUGAAGGGGUUCAACCUGGGAGUGAACACUCUCAGUACCACCCAGAGUUUAGGGGCGACCACUGUUCUCCCGGCCACGGCGGAGGUGGUGGAGGUGGCGGUGAAGCGGUCGCCUCAAAACAAACUGGCGCGGCUGGCCAGGCUGGCGGAGGCGAGACUGGGCCGCCCGACCAACAAGAAGCGUUGGGGGACGCUCGUCGAGGCUGCUAAGAAUGCCAAAGUAAAAAAGUUAUUAUCCAGGUCCCGCUCCGACGAGUCGCUCUCCUCCGAACCUGGCAACGAGAUCACCGGGAACUCAGAGGACGCUCUUGGCGGGGGGGGCGAGACCCCGACCCCCCUCCAGAACCUGCCACCCGGGAUAUUGAGGGGCCCCGACGGUUCCUCGGAGGCCACACGACAGGAGCGGACGGGGUCAGGAGUCAGCGGGACGAUGCAUCUGGACGCAGCAGCGCUGGUGAGUCAACACGAGCCGGUCAAGAGGCCGCCCAAGAGCUCUGUGAGCUUUGAUCAGUCGGCGUUAGCGGGCGCCAGCAGCAGCAGCCCUUCCCACUCCUCGACUGAAACAGAGCCUCCCCCGCCCUACCCACAGUGGCCUCGCCCAGUGUCCACUUCCUCCAAUGUCACCGAACCCACGGUCACUGCCGCGUCACCUUCGUCAGGCAGUGGGUCUUUGCCGCCCUUGGCAGUGAGCGAGUCGUCGGAACCCCUGGUGGGCGCCGGACCCCCAGCCAAUGGGUCGGUACAGCCACCACGACUGCCCGGCAUCCAGCCAGUCAACAGACACAUGGCUGCUGGCUGGCUCUGAUCCUCGCCCCACCCGCGCAUCCACCACUUAUUUAUUAUGGUAAAAGCGUGUCUGAACCAGCACCUCUACCCCCACACUCUCCCUCAUCAACACCCAUUUGUAAAUAGGUCGAGUUUCACCUAUACACCCACACUGGCGACCUGACACGCGACCCUGGCCACCAAAUACCCCGUCACUGAGGUUCACUUUCCCCUGACGCUGUUCAACUGGGGGGGAGAGGCAGUUAGCCUCAACCCCUUGGUAUCAAAGGUCACUGUUGUUUAUCGGAUCCCAUUCGUAAUGUCACCCGCACUGUAUAUACCAGGAUAACUAUAUAUAUAUAUAUAUAUAUAUAUAUAUAUAUAUAUAUAUAUAUAUAUAUAUAUAUAUAUAUAUAUAUAUAUAUAUAUAUAUAUAUAUAUAUAUAUAUAUAUAUAUAUAUAAGGGGAUAUAAAACCUCCUCUUUGUUUAAAUAUGACAUUUGAGAUUUAUAAAUUGAUAUUGUAAUCAUUUAGUUCAAGGUGUUUGUUUAUAUGGCAUUGUAAAGAAGACAAUGUGGUAGAGUCAUUGGAACAUUUAUCCCUCCUUAACUGUAUUGAUAACUCCUAUAGUAUUUAAACUUUUAAAAUCGUAAAAAAAUAGUGAAGUUGUAUAUAAGGAAGUUGUUGUUGACAUUCAAGAUUUUAAUAUGAAUUUUAUUGACUCGAAAAAAAGUUUAAUCUCAAGAACACUUUAACGGGGUUUGUGUCUUGAGCACCGAGUGAAUUAAAUGUAGGAAAAUGGUGCAGUGCAAUAUAAACAGUACGUGGUGAUAGAAAACGGUGCACAGUUCUAGAAAUUUAUAUGUUAUCAUAGAAAUGAAUAGUUAGUGUUAAAUAUGGUGCACCGUAAUAGAAAACGGUGUAUUGUAAAAGAAAAUGGUGUUGAUAGCGAGCACUGUGACCCGUAACUUGCUCAAGAACAAAAAUUAGUGAAAACCUUUUUUUUAUAUCAAGUGACUCAAGACACUAUACCGCCAGACACUUGGAAAAUAAGAAAUAGUAAGUCUAUAUAUUAAUUACUAAGUGUAACACGGGUUGAGAUGUAUAUACAAAGUACACUUGUAAUGGUUUUUAUAUAGACAAUGUUCUUCGUUUUAUAUAUACUGUACCGACUUGAUGGCAACAGUGCACAAGGAUGUUCAACGUUAGUGUUUGUAGCUUCUGCUUGUAAUAUUGAUAUGAUUAUUAACUUUUUCAGUACAGCUGGUGCUAAAUAUUCUUGUUCUUGGUUUGUCUAGUUCGUCGCAAAGAGAAGUUGUGUAAAAAAAAAUGCAAAAAUAUAUAUUAAUUCCAUCUUAACAAACUUUAUGACACAAAUUGCAUUGUUUGGGUGUGUUAAGGUAGCUGAAGUAUCUGCGUAUCAGUAUUGGAUCCCGGUGGUAAUUGGGCAUCUUGCUAGUCCCCGGGUUUGAACUCAGUAGUAUUUUCACCUGCUAAUCCCGGUUUCGAGUCCUGACUUACGGGGAUAUUUACGCUGCAAAGCUCAAUGAUGGCUCUUUUUCAGUCAAACGCCUCUGAAAUAUCGUACAAGACUAUUUUUUACAUUGCUAAAGAGAAAUUAUGGGAUUUUAAAUAUACAUUAACAGUAAGGUAGGUGAGGGUAACGGUAGCGUCGUACUUCACUUGUUUUAAUAAGAGCGCUUUCCAGACGUCAUUGUUUACUGACCCUGGUGAGCUAGAUGUUGUGAUCAAACCAAAAAUCUAAUUCAUAUUGGAUUCUAUAAAUGUCAUUGCUCAUCUUUGACUUCAUCAACACUAAUAGCUGUAAUAUUUCCUUCUCUCUCUUUCUCUUCUCACUCUCUCUCUCAUAACGAAGAGAGUCUAGGAUGGCUCUUAAGGGGAGACAGGGCUCACUCCUCACUCUCUUCCACGUCCCCUCACUCCAUUAUUGAAUGGUCUGAGGUGAUUCUCUUUCCUUCAUCCUCCGCCUACUCUUCUUCCUCUUCCUAUCCCUCAUUGUUCCCUCCUAUCGAGAUGAUGUUUGAAAGCCUGCGUGAUGACUACCUGUCCCAGAUGAACGGUUGUUGGGAGGUGUUCAACUACCAAUGUGAUACAAGCACAAAAUACCCUCAUGAACCAAUUCUUCACUGGUUGUUUAGGUUUGCUGAGUCGAGCUGUGGGCGAAGAUUGAAAAUUUUACCCUUGUUACGGAAAUCUGAAAAAGAUAUGAUAAUAAUUUUAUACAAGCCUUAUGGAAGGGUGAUGAUAAUGCUAAUUUUCCUCAGGAUAGUUAAGGGGAAGUGAGCCUUAUUGUUGUGGUAAAUGAGGUUGAUCUUAUACCUUGCUCCUGCUCUCGUCUACUAGUUUGUAAAUAUUAAUAAUGCAUGGAAAAAAAUAUCUGUACAUACGAGUAUAUUUAAUUUCUGGAUCUCUUUUUGCAACGAACACUUUUAUGUAAACGUGUGUCUGUGUGCGUGUCUGCGGUGUGUCUGUGUGUGGUCGAGGAAUUUGUUGUCAAACGUUGUGGAAUUAUUAUUUUGAAAAUUUGAUUUCGUUUUGUAGUUUGUAUCUAUAUAUUGUGCAUAUAUACAUAUAUAUAUAUAAAUAUAUAUCAUAAAAUAUUUGCCUUUUUAUGCGAUAGAAAAAAGUAUAUUUGGUCUGACACAAACUGAAGUUGAGGCAAUUAUGUACAUUUGUUUGUUUGUUCUUUUUUGGCUAUGAAAUAUUUGCCUGGAUUUUUGGGAAAAGUUGUAUUGGUGUUGUCAGGAGCUGAACCCUUUGAGGACAAUGGCUUAACCCCCUUGAGGAUUAUAGCUGAGAUUAUACAUUCUGAGGAAGAGUUAUAACUUAAACCAUCGUCCUCAGAGGGUUAAACCAUUAUCCUCAAAGGGUUAAAACCAUAAAAAAAACAUCUAGUUAAAAUUUCUCAAGUGACAUGAGGGAGGUUUCUAAGUACGUACGCCUUCCCGCCUCACCAUAUUUUUAUAUACAUAACACAACAUUUGAUACGACGCUCUGAUGGUGAUGGUAAUGAUGAGAAUGAUUGUGAUGAUAAUGAUGGUGAUUGUAGUAAUGAUGAUGAUGUUGAUGAUGAUAGUGAUUGUAGUAAUGAAGGUGCUGUUGGUGAUAAUGAUGAUGAUAAUCCCUACACCUUCUUCAUCUGGCGUCCGCUGGGUCCAAAAAAAAUUAAUCGUGAAGUUAAAACAGUUAACUAUAUUGUCUUUAACUGCUUCAAUCUUCUCUGUUCCUUGGAUUACAAUUAAUAUUAUUAACCCUGAUUCUUUUACAAGGCUUAUGAAUUAUUUAUUUACAUUCUCGACAUAGGUUUAUUAUUGAUACUCUAAUAUGUGUAUAGUAAUGAGACCUUGUGUACAGUUUUUAUUGUAAUUAUUUCUAAGUCUUAUGAGUUUGAUGUAACAUUCGGUAAAAUCUGUAAUUGUUUGUUAUGUACAGUAGUGUGAAAACCAGCUCAACGCGGCUGUAUAAUUUGCUUAAGGUAUGAAGUAAAAAUAAUUAAAAUAUGUGUAAGGGCGAUUAAAUCAUUAUAACAGUGAUUAAAAAAAUGUGAAGGUGGUUAAAACAUAUGUAAAGGUAAUUAAUAUACGUGCAAAGGUAAUUAAAAUAGGAAACUGAAAGAUCCCGUAGGUAUGAACUGCACAUACUGUAUACCUUAGUAGCCAAAUUAUUAAGGAGAGAAUUUGUGUUUACAUCAUGGAGGAAAGUUGUUGGGGGUGAAGAAGGAGAACCCCGUGGGAAUACGUAACUUUAGAAACCAUUUUAUCAAGCGUUCUCCUUUUUUCAGAAAGUAGACUCAUACUCUGACCCAUCCAUGUAUGUUAACCCUUAAUUCACUUUUUAUCACCAAUUCUAGUUUGUAUUUCAUCUACAGCAUCAUCAUAUUUUGCUGCUAUACAAAGCACAUUGAACGUGUGAUUAUAUUUCAUAAUGUCUCUUGUUCGAAGCGGAUGACAGAUUGUCUUUCUCCUCCUUGGUUUUCUCUUAGUCGCUAAGAGAUUCGCCCAGGAGACACAUUCGAGUCUUUCAGGACAUUUGGUGGAGGCACUGAGGCUCUGUGUUGUGAGGUUACGACACGGCAAAGGCUUCUUGUAGUAAGCACACAACAUGUUAAGAAUAUUUUUUAACCUAAAACAUAUAUUUGUGGCCAAUCAAAGUCUUGGGAUGUCGGUGAACAAAGACUUGACCGCCUCUAACAUCAGUCCAGAAUAUUUGCAUGUUAUCUAUACACCCAGAAGUUUACUUGUGUACUAAAGUGGGCCAAUUGUUUCAGUUCCUUAAUAGUUUGUGAUACGAGACGAUUACAUCAUCACAGUCACACCAAAUCACUGCUAAGGUCACAUCAAUCCUUGGAUAUAGUGAGUUUUGGGUUUCGUUUUUUUUUUACCUACUGUCUAUUACCGAAUAUGCUUUGCUCAUCUUUAAACAACUCCUGUAUUCAACGUUUGAGUGAGUGGGAUUUAAUAGUCCUUUUUUAUUUACUAUUUUAUCGUCUUUCUUGUUAAUUCUGAUCUACAAGUUCUUGUCAUUUUCAUCUGUGAGAAUAAAUAGGUAACACAAGGAGUAGCCAUGACCAUCCUACAAAUGUCUGCUGACUCGCUUGUGUCUAAUGGCGUCUAGUGCUUCUACUGUUUACAGAUCGCACUGCAAGCAGAAGGUGGGAGAAUGUUCGUCUGGCGUAACUUCCAUAAGCGUACCACUGCUUGGGAGGAAAAGAACGCCAGGCGCUGCUAGUUACUCUUGCUGGCGGACGGGUUUGUGAGGCAGGUUAUAGAGAAAUUUAUGUUUUUGUUGAAGUUUUAUGGAUUAUCGUUGCUAAUAAAUUAAUGGUAGAUUGUAUACGACCACGAAGAGACAAAUAAAUAAAUGGAACUA
Messenger RNA from Homarus americanus (American lobster), 8563 nucleotides. Its product is annotated as transient receptor potential-gamma protein-like. The record is from RefSeq and is a predicted model, not a curated record. Gene Ontology annotation, molecular function: store-operated calcium channel activity; protein binding; inositol 1,4,5 trisphosphate binding. Gene Ontology annotation, cellular component: membrane; cation channel complex. Lineage: Eukaryota; Metazoa; Arthropoda; Malacostraca; Decapoda; Nephropidae. Gene Ontology annotation, biological process: calcium ion transmembrane transport; manganese ion transport; regulation of cytosolic calcium ion concentration.